Anopheles stephensi (Asian malaria mosquito) is the source of this 1482-nucleotide messenger RNA. RefSeq names its product nucleoporin Nup35 (gene Nup35). Lineage: Eukaryota; Metazoa; Arthropoda; Insecta; Diptera; Culicidae. Gene Ontology annotation, biological process: regulation of DNA-templated transcription; nuclear pore organization; NLS-bearing protein import into nucleus. The record is from RefSeq and is a predicted model, not a curated record. Gene Ontology annotation, molecular function: structural constituent of nuclear pore; single-stranded DNA binding; phospholipid binding. The transcript has a single exon. Gene Ontology annotation, cellular component: nuclear pore central transport channel; nuclear membrane; nuclear pore nuclear basket. The coding region runs from base 193 to 1320 and encodes 375 amino acids.
AGCUGUCAUCCUAGCACGGAAAUGUCAUCCUUCCUGGCUGCGUGCGGCUAAAAUUAAAAGUAACGACGCGCAUCAACAAGAAUAAACAAUCGUUGGCCGGUGUGCUGCUGUAGGGUGUGUUGUGCUGUGCUGCUCUUUAGUGCCGUAUAGCUUCCAUAGUUUUUCAUAAUUAACCCCCACGAAAACCCCAACAUGGAACCGAUGACGCUCGGUAGCCCCAGCGGCAGUUCGCUCUCCGGCGUAACCGGAACGACCGGGACCGGUUAUCUACCGUCCUUCCUGAUGGGCGAUCCACCUACCACGCCGCGUCCGACUACGCUAUCACCGACCCGGGGUCGAUCGUCGCUCGCCUACCCGCACGGUUUGAUGGGGUCACCGUCGGACGGUCUGCGGUCCCCAACGAUGCUGCACCAACAGCAACCGCACCCCCAUCAGCAACAGCAGCUGUCCUCCUCCUUUAUGCAUCCGCAUACACCGCAAGGCCAUUCCGUGCCACAUUCGCAGCGGUAUCUGCAUAACCCACCGCAAUCGGUGACCGCCAGCUUGACGAACCACUUCCGCAACGAAUCAUUUGAGGCCAAUUCCAGCAUUACCGGACCACCGACGCAAGGGCUGUUCGAUUCGUGGCGCAAGGAGAAACAGCUGCUGCAGACACCGAUCCGCACACAGGCGGGUAAUGGGGCCGAUCAAUCGACCGCCGCCGGCCCAAACCAACCGUUCAACGAAUCGUUCCAGAACCAGAGUGGAUUUAACCUGUCGCGCGUAAUGUCACCGAUACCGAUAGCGACGGACUACAACCGGAACACGAGUAUCUCCCCGCACGCUACGUCUCCCAUCGGAGGUCAGCAGCAAACACAGGUGCAGCAGGCCGCCAAAUCAGCCAACUGGAUUACGGUGUUUGGCUUUCCCGCGAAUGCGGCCUCCAAAAUUCUGUCCCACUUUAUCGGCAUCGGUACGAUCGUUGACAAGCAGGCACCGUCGCCGCAGAACGGGAACUGGGUGCAUUUGCGCUACAGCUCGCGGCUCGAGUGUGACCGUGCGCUCAACUAUAAUGGACGCAUCAUCAGCCAGGGACUAAUGAUCGGUGUACAGUACUGUAACGAUCCGGCCAUCCUGGGGAAGGAGAACGACGGUGCCGAAAACGAUACUGGCGCGUUACCGUCCUCGCCGCAGGACAAACCACUUUGGCGGGUGCGAUCGCUCAUGAACAUGUCGUACACGGCGAUGCAGGACCCGCAGGCCGUCAUUUCCGCACCGCCGGUACAGAAGCGCGGCACCGGAAUCGUUAACAAAGCGAUGGACCUUUUCUUCGGAUGGUAAAGCGACCAUCAGACCCGGCAAAACAGAUCGCGGGAAAUUGUCAAACAUGUAUUUAGUUAUUUUCCUUAAUAAACAAAAAUUGUAAAGUGAUCGAGAUCGACAUGUUAGAACAAUGGACGCGCGGUGGAUGCGAAAUAAAAAUAAAUUUAAUUAACAACUUUA